Eriocheir sinensis (Chinese mitten crab) is the source of this 2320-nucleotide messenger RNA. RefSeq lists its product as uncharacterized. NCBI's taxonomy places the organism in Eukaryota, Metazoa, Arthropoda, Malacostraca, Decapoda, Varunidae. The coding region runs from base 1661 to 2320 and encodes 219 amino acids. The record is from RefSeq and is a predicted model, not a curated record. The transcript has 2 exons.
AGAGUAUAAUAAUUCAAGUCUUGGGGUUGUUCCGAGUGCUGUCAUCGGGAAGUGAAAGUGGAGAGUGAGAGGAGGGAGAGAGAAGGGGAAAGGGAGAGAGGUCUGAGGUCUGUCUCCACUAACUGGUCACCGUGCCUCCAACAUUACACGGAGGGAGAGAGAAGGGAGAGGAGGGAAUGGCGAGAAACGUGGAGGCGAGGAGGAACAGGAGGUAUGGAGACGUGUAGGGGAGGAGGAAGAGGAGAGCGAGGGGCGGCGGAUGUGGCUUACGAGGGGAGGAGAGUGAGGUGGGGAGGGACAAGUGUGUUGGUGGUGGUCAUGGUGUGGGGGGGGUGUUUGUGUAGGGGGCGGGGGAAGGUGCAGGGUGCGUUGGGGAGAGCCUGCAUGGGUGUGAGAGCGUGGGGGAGGGUGCAAAAGGGAUGGGGAAUGGUGUUUGAAGGCGUGGGCGUGAUGGACGGGUCGCGGGGAGCGGUGGCGUGGGUGGGGGCGCCGCGGCAGCACUCAGGUGAUAACACGUUAUCGGCGUGGUGCGGGGCUAGGCCUAGUGCGCCCCGCCGCCGCCAGAGGGCAGCCUAGCAACAAGCCGCGGGUCGGGGCCGGGAGGACUCAGGCGUGCGGGCGCGGGCGGGCGGCGGGGCGGGCGUGGCAGCGGGAGGCAGCUCAGGCUUUGCCCCGCGCCCGCCAGCGUCCGGCAGCAAUCAAUACGCUUGCUCAGCCCAGCCCCGCCUGUCGGUGUGUGCGCGCGUUUGUGUGUGUGUGUGUGUGUGUGUGUGUGUGUGUGUGUGUGUCUGGGGGCGUGAAUGAGUGCCCCGCCGCCGCCCGGGGCUUCUCGUGAGGGGAGGGAGUCGCCGCCAGGUCGCCGCCGCGUUGCAUGGCGUCUUAUUACCACGAGGAAAGUCUUACCUUCCCCUCGGCCCCGGCCCGCCCCGCCCCGUGCUGCCCCGCCCCGCCCCGCCUCGCCCCGCCCCGAGGAGCGCCCUGCCAGAGAGGGGAAGCAGCUGUGGGGAGCGUGAGCGACGGCCUCCCUCAGCCUGGCUCCUCCCUCCCCGCCCCGCCCCGCCCCGGCCACGCGCGCCCCGGCCCUCCCGUCCCACCAGUCAACUCGGUGUGAGCGAGACUGUUUGACGCGUCGGCUGCGUUCUCCGCCGCCACGCCGCCCACGCCCACGCCCACUCCUGCGGGCGUUCCUCUGUAGGAAAAGUGUUGCGUGUGUUUGUGUGAGCGAGCCGUCGCACGUGUGAGGUUUUGUGAGAGUUGCAUGAGUUUUUCUGUGCGGGUGCUGAGGGGCUGUGCUGUGUGCUGCACUCCGCGGCUCUUUGUGUUUCGCCGCAGCAUUCCGCCGCGGCAAGCUGUGCUGCAGCCCGGCGGCGGCGGCGGCGGCUGCGGCAAGGUGGGACUUUGCCUGUGGCGCCCCGAAGGCACCCGGGCAGCCCGAUCCUCAGAGCAGCGGCGGGCGCUAAGGAUGCCCCGAGGGGCGUGUGGUGGCCGCUGGCCGCCCCGGUGUGAGGAUAGGUGUUGACAUGGGUGGCGCGGCGCCCCCCGCCCCCCGGUAGUGACCCGCCGUGCGUUAUGGUGACGUGAGAGGCGCCGCGGCAGAAGUGUAGUCCGAUCGUCGCGCCCCGACAUGCGGGGCUCGGAGUGAGCCGCCGCCGCCUCCGCCAUGCACGUGCCCCCGGGGCUGCAGCCCUGCCCGUCCUGCUAUGCCUACUGUGUGUCCCGCCCCCCGGGGCACCCAGGUCCCCACGGCCCCUCAGCAGGUGGCCCCCCCAUUGGUGCCCCGCCCGUGCCGCGCCACGCCCACCCGCCAGUGAUACAUCAACAACAGCAUCAACAUCAACAACAACAUCAACAGCAGCUACACCAGCAGCAGCAGCAGCAACAGCAGCAGCAGCAGCAGCUGGACAGCCCCGGCAGCAGCCCCCACCACAGCCCGCAUCGCACACAGCCGCGGCCAUGCACGCACCCGCCGCAGGCCCUCACGGACAACCGGUUCGGCUCCCUCCCCCACCCCCACCAGCUGCCCAAGGUGCCCCCCCACUACAACUACAACUCCCUGCCCCACCACCAGCCGGGGCCCCCGCCCCCGCCCCCCCACCAGGCCCCGGGGCCCCCGACGCACCCCCAUGCCCACUGUGAUGGCCCGGCCCCUCCCCCCCAUAGCGGCCUGCCCCCUGGACAGCCUCACAUGACCCAGGGGGGCCGCCCCCCACACCACUUCAUGCCACCCACAGAUCCCCCGCCGCCGCCCCCGCCCCCCCACGCCGCCCACCCCAGACAGCCACACCGCUGCCCCCACCCCGCCCAGUCCCCCCCUUGUUAA